GACAGCGUAUGCGGCUCAUUCGAGAAAAAGAAGUGAGAGAGGUUCGUGCUGGUGUGUUGUUGGUGGAAGCCGGUAUUUUGUUGUUUUUCGGAAUGAGUUGGAGAUUUUUAUUCAUGACGGCAGGUCACCUGAAAUAGUUUCAGGCGCGUUACACAAGGUUUUGACGUCUAAAUGACAUCACUGUAGAUCCUCGCGCCUGACACCGGUUCGGCUAAAACUUAGCGGGUUGCGGUGAAGUAACGUUAGCUUAGCAUAAUCUCACAGAGCUGGAUACUGUCCGGGUGCGCGCGCGCUGCAUUGGAUGCCGAUAGCCACAGUUGCUAAUUUCCUUCUGAAUGAUUUGACUUGUUUAACUGCUGUAAAGAGUUACUCGCGUAUUCGGUUUUGCUCCUUUACUGAGAGCUAAAAGAAUAGUGACACAUUAGUACGUGUGGUCUUUUUUAAUUUUAAUUAUAAACUCCGGCUGUACAUGAUGGAGAACGCUCACACCAAAACGGUAGAAGAGGUUUACAGCUAUUUCAGCGUGAAUGAAAGCACCGGACUCGGACUCGACCAGGUGAAACGACAGCGAGAGAGAUGGGGAUCAAACGAACUGCCAGCAGAAGAAGGUAAAUCACUGUGGGUGCUGGUGAUCGAGCAGUUUGAGGAUCUCUUAGUCAGGAUUCUUCUUCUAGCAGCAUGUAUAUCAUUUGUACUGGCUUGGUUUGAAGAGGGAGAAGAGACCAUUACGGCUUUUGUGGAGCCUUUUGUAAUAUUGUUAAUUCUUAUAGCCAACGCCAUCGUAGGAGUUUGGCAGGAGAGAAAUGCAGAAAAUGCUAUCGAAGCCCUCAAGGAAUACGAGCCCGAGAUGGGAAAAGUGUAUCGGCAGGACAGGAAGAGUGUCCAGAGGAUCAAAGCCAGAGAUAUUGUUCCUGGAGAUAUUGUGGAAGUGGCUGUGGGUGAUAAAGUUCCUGCUGAUAUCCGCCUCACAUCUAUCAAAUCCACCACGUUACGAGUGGACCAGUCCAUUCUGACAGGAGAGUCCGUAUCAGUCAUUAAACACACAGACCCAGUCCCUGACCCGCGGGCUGUAAACCAGGACAAGAAGAACAUGCUCUUCUCUGGCACCAACAUUGCAGCCGGUAAGGCUAUCGGUGUCGUGGUGGCCACAGGCGUGAACACGGAAAUUGGCAAGAUCCGUGACGAAAUGGCCUCCACCGAGCAAGAACGCACGCCGCUGCAGCAAAAGCUGGACGAGUUCGGAGAGCAGCUCUCCAAAGUCAUCUCUCUCAUCUGCAUCGCCGUGUGGAUCAUCAACAUCGGCCACUUUAACGACCCAGUGCAUGGUGGCUCUUGGAUUCGUGGUGCUGUCUACUACUUUAAGAUCGCCGUGGCGCUGGCUGUAGCUGCCAUCCCUGAAGGGCUUCCUGCUGUCAUUACCACCUGCCUCGCGCUGGGUACUCGCCGCAUGGCCAAGAAAAACGCAAUUGUGCGCUCACUGCCUUCUGUGGAGACGCUGGGCUGCACGUCAGUCAUCUGCUCAGACAAGACUGGCACCCUGACCACCAACCAGAUGUCUGUGUGCAGGAUGUUCAUCGUCGACCAGGUGCAGGGAGACGGCUGCUCUCUCAAAGAGUUCACCGUUACUGGCUCCACGUACGCUCCUGAAGGAGAAGUGUUCCAAGAUGGGAAACCGGUGAAAUGCUCCAAGUAUGAUGCUCUGGUUGAGAUGGCCACAAUCUGUGCCCUGUGCAAUGACUCUUCUCUGGACUAUAACGAGGUGAAAGGAGUGUACGAGAAAGUUGGAGAAGCGACAGAAACGGCUCUCACGUGCCUGGUGGAGAAGAUGAAUGUGUUUGAUAACGAUCUCAAAUCGCUAACCAAGAUCGAACGGGCCAACGCUUGCAACUCUGUUAUUAAGCAGCUGAUGAAGAAAGAAUUCACACUGGAGUUCUCGCGGGACAGGAAGUCCAUGUCUGUGUAUUGUACCCCCAACAAGGUGCGCUCGGCCCUCGGCAAGAUGUUCGUCAAGGGUGCGCCGGAAGGAGUGAUUGACAGGUGCACACACAUCCGUGUAGGCAGUAAUAAGGUCCCCUUAACACCAGGUAUCAAGGAGAAGAUCCUGUCUGUUAUCCGUGAGUACGGGACAGGACGGGACACGCUGCGUUGCCUGGCCCUGGCCACACGGGACAAUCCGAUCAGCAGAGAGGAGCUUCGCUUGGAGGAUUCAUCUUGCUUUGUCGAGUAUGAGACUGAUCUGACAUUCGUGGGUUGCGUGGGCAUGCUGGACCCUCCCAGGGCUGAGGUGGCCGCUUCAAUCAAGCUAUGCCGCCUGGCAGGCAUCCGGGUCAUCAUGAUCACCGGGGACAACAAGGGUACAGCUGUGGCCAUCUGCAGGCGCAUCGGUAUCUUCAAAGAGAACGAUGACGUCUCGCGCAUGGCCUUCACAGGCCGCGAGUUUGACGACCUGUCGCCUUCAGCUCAGCAUGAAGCCGUGCUCAGUGCCCGCUGUUUUGCCCGCGUCGAGCCUUCACAUAAAUCCAAGAUUGUGGAGUACCUACAGUCUUAUGAUGAGAUCACGGCUAUGACUGGCGAUGGUGUAAACGAUGCUCCUGCACUGAAGAAGGCAGAGAUAGGCAUUGCAAUGGGCUCGGGUACAGCUGUGGCAAAGACGGCCUCUGAGAUGGUGCUGGCUGACGAUAACUUUGCUACCAUCGUAGCAGCCGUAGAGGAGGGGCGAGCCAUUUACAACAACAUGAAGCAGUUCAUCCGCUAUCUCAUUUCCUCCAAUGUGGGAGAGGUGGUCUGCAUUUUCCUGACUGCUGCUUUGGGAUUCCCUGAGGCUCUGAUCCCUGUGCAGUUGCUGUGGGUUAACCUGGUGACAGACGGUCUUCCUGCUACAGCCCUUGGCUUCAACCCUCCUGAUUUGGACAUCAUGAGUAAACCCCCCCGCAAUGCCAAGGAACCCCUGAUCUCUGGCUGGCUGUUCUUCCGAUACCUGGCUAUUGGCUGCUAUGUCGGUGCUGCCACAGUUGGAGCUGCUGCUUGGUGGUUUAUUGCUGCUGAAGAUGGACCAAGAGUCAACUUCUAUCAGCUGAGUCACUUCCUCCAGUGUGGACCAGACAACCGAGAGUUUGAGGGCAUUGAUUGUGAGGUGUUUGAGUCACCUUACCCCAUGACCAUGGCCCUGUCUGUACUGGUCACCAUUGAGAUGUGCAACGCCCUCAACAGUGUAUCGGAGAACCAGUCUCUGCUGCGCAUGCCCCCAUGGGAGAACGUAUGGCUGCUAGGAGCUAUCUGCCUUUCCAUGUCCCUCCACUUCCUCAUCCUCUAUGUGGAGCCUCUGCCGAUGAUCUUUCAGAUCACGCCGCUGAACAUGACCCAAUGGUUGAUGGUGCUGAAGAUCUCGCUGCCCGUCAUCCUGCUGGACGAGGUGCUAAAAUUCGCAGCCCGGAAUUAUCUCGAACCCGGUAAAGAUUUGGACACGCCCACGGGAAAGUCAUGCCCGCUCAGCGCCUGCACAGAGGGCAUCUCCUGGCCGUUCGUGGCUCUCUCGCUCCCCCUGGUGCUCUGGAUCUACAGCAUCGACACUAACCUGGCUGAAAUGUUCUGGUCCUGACUCAUCUGAACACAGAAACACAACCCCCCCACCCACCCCUCCCCUCACUCAGUGUGUAGAUAGAAUGAAUGUGUGUGUAAGUGUGCCUGUGCACCAGUGAAUGUGCACGAGGAGGACCGUGUUAACACGAACAUAACAAAUAAUAUAAUAAAUGUAACAAAGUUGUUUUUAAAACCAUGUCUAGCGGGUAUGGAGGGGACCACAUAGAGCCGAAGUCUAAGUAUUAAUGACCAUUAUUAAUAUUAUUCACACGUCUGUGGAUGUUCUGCUGGUUUGGUUUUAACAGAUUUUUAUUUUGCCUUUUUUUUUUUUUUUUUCCUCUUUAAAGAAUUUGCAUUUCAAAAAACAAGAAUACUAAAUUCUUUUUUUUUGUGUCCUCACUUUCAGUGCAUGAUGAGCUCUAUGAUGUGUAUCAAGUCUGAACACUAUUUUAUACAACUCACUUUUUUUUUUUGGUCCAUAUUAAAAGGAAUCCACUGACGUGACUUAACGAGGGGUUAAGUUUAGGCAGCCGAUUUAACUAUUUUGUUCCUCUCCUGUACAUUUCCAUAUAAAGCCAUAAACACACAGAGGUCCUUCAUUUUCAUUCUGGAGUAAGGAUGCAUUUGAAGUAAAAUGGAUUCAGGUCGUUUGUCAAAAUGCACAAAUCUGUCAAAGCCAUGUACAAGAACAGAGUCCAGUUUGAGCAUCCUACACAGGUGCCUAAACAUAGCCAGGGAGACUAGGAACGCUGUUUACAUUUGUUUACCGUGUCCAGUCUGAAUGUUGGACUUGUUCAGAGUGGGGGCACAGGAGUAUAGGACAGGAUGGGAGUGAACGCAUCAGCUAAAUCAGAUCCUGAAAUGGAAGCUGCAUGUUGUGUAUCCUGCAUGCAUUACGUGUGAGUUUUCAUUCAUUUCUGUCUUCCCCUUUGUAUAAUAACCUCCAUUGUCAUGUUUUUCUUAAAUACCUUAAUUAUUAAAGCCAGUUUUUCUGCACUGGGCAGAGCACAGCUACCUCAAUACAGUCUGAUUAGUUCCUCGCCUCACUGAGCUUUACACAUCCUGUGUAUGACCUUGUUGCUUUGAGGUGUGCCCCUAUUGGCUUGUGCAGAAAACAAUAUACAUCAAAUAAUCCAGUCCUUCCCCCCCCCCCUCCCCCGUGUUUUUGUUUUGUUUUAAGGAUGCAUUUUCUUUUGUAUUUUAUAAUUGAUUUGACUUGUAUUAACUUAAUUUAGGAGUGUUUGAGGCAGGGUGGGGUGGGGUGGGUGAGUCAUGGAUGUAAAUGUUGGUAUCGACGGCGUAGGGUCAGAGACGAAAUGUUAACGUGAUAGGUUUAUUAAAUUAGUGUAUUUGGAUUUUAUGAUGCAAAACCAAAAUGUUUCACUCUCCCUUUUUUUUCUACUUCAAGAAAAUACACUCAUGGACCAUUUGAAUUAAAGAAUUGCGUGUCUUGUUUAUUUUAAUGGCUUUUUUUACAUGGUAUAUAUAUAUGUAGAGUUACAGGAGCAAUUAUACUUGAAAUAAUGUACAUACAAUAAGAAAUUAACGUGUGAUCAGGCAAGCACAAGCUGAAGCGUGAGCUUUUGCUACUGCAGGACCCUGUCAGUUUGUACAUAGCAUAUGUACUCAGUUUACCUGUACCAAUUUGUUUUACAUCAGAUUGAGUGUUUAGCAAUCCCAGUCAUAAGCCUAAUCCUUGUUUGUGAAAAGCUGUCCUUAUUACAUGCCACAUGAAGCAUGUUCCUGUGCUGUGUGAGUGGCACUACCAGUGUUGGUAUCUAACAACUCUGCUUUUCCCCUCCUUUCUGCCUUCAAUGGGCGUCCCCUUCACUGAGUGAGUAUUAUUAACAUGUCCUUAUUAACAUUGUGUAAGGAUGAAGACACUUUGUGGUGUGCUGUUAUAGAAAAAUAAUCAAAGACAGGGUGGUGUGGUGGGUAUUGCGCCAAGAAGCAGAGUUCCAAUUACCACCCUGAAGUAGAUUAGUUUCCUAGAACGGUAUGUCCUGAAGUGCUUUUAUUCCUUUUAUACCACAGCAAUUUGCCAGAACUAACAUUUUCUUAUUGAUACCGAAGAUUUUUUUAUUUAUUUAUUAUUUUUUAAAUAUACAUUUGUACUUAAUAUCAGGGAGUGUAUGUGAACGUCAAUGUAUCACUUGCAUUAUUGCAGCUAUAAAGAGUUCUCCGUAGCGCCAUUCUUCUUCUCUCUUGAUGUUAAUAAGACAAAAAUUGGCAUUUCUUCCCAAAGCACAAAGUCCUCUCUCCUGAACACCUUCCUGUUAUAAAUGCUGGCACUUACAAAACUGUUAAUUUCUCCUCACAGAAAACUUCACCUCAAUAAUUAAGUUGUUUGAUUAUGCUCAAUUACAAUCGGUAAUUCAACAAUACUGUGGUUUUAAUUAAACAAAACAUUAAACCUUAAA
Molecule: messenger RNA, 5999 nt
Organism: Neoarius graeffei (lesser salmon catfish)
Lineage: Eukaryota; Metazoa; Chordata; Actinopteri; Siluriformes; Ariidae
Gene: atp2a2b
Product: ATPase sarcoplasmic/endoplasmic reticulum Ca2+ transporting 2b
Exons: 20
Coding region: 470-3598 (1042 amino acids)
Biological process (GO): calcium ion transmembrane transport; intracellular calcium ion homeostasis
Cellular component (GO): membrane
Molecular function (GO): ATP hydrolysis activity; P-type calcium transporter activity; ATP binding
Source: RefSeq, a predicted model, not a curated record